AUGAUGCCGCCUUUGCCAGACAACACCAAACGGCGAGGGGACCGGGGGAGCCGGGACGAGAGGCUGAGCGCCAGCGUAAAGCCCUCAUCGGUAGCCCGCAUGCUAUCAGACCGGCUCCCAGAGCGAUUCAAAGAUGGAGAUGAUUCUCAGGUUGAUUUCACAGCUCCACCGCGGGGAAUGGGCUCUCGAGAUGGCAACGUACACUACAUGGGACAGUCGCUGUUCUCAGUCAUAGCCGCCGUUGGAUCUAGGUCCAAUUUCCGCGGGCGGUUCGACGACUCGAGUGACAGUGACGAAGAUUUGGAGGAUAGGAGCGCGCCUAUUUCACCUAAGUCUGGGUCUCCAGAACAAAAACCAGUCUCAACCCGAGACCUCACCAAAGCGUCGAAAGAAUCGACACCCCAGGAUGAACCCAACGAGCGAGGGCGUCGGCAUCGGAGAACAAUAUCGGACAACAGACUCAUUCGGAAGUUCGCCGAUAUACGAUCCAGGGACGACCAGCCCGACGACGCCAUGGCCACAAGUGUUGCGACCCUAACAGUGCCCCCUCGACGAACACGCAGCGUCACCCCUCGUGCAGCCCCGAUUUUGACCCGGAUGGUUCAAGCUCAAACCCGCUUUGAUACUACCUCAACAAGAGAAGAAACUCUUCCGAGACCACAAACUCCGAUUGAAGAUCGCCCACAAUCCUCCUCUGCUCUGUCCACUCGCCUAAUGGAGAUGUUCGGCUUCCAAAAACCGGAGAAAGUGCUAGUCGAAUAUGCAUGCGCACUGCUGCAGAGCAUGCUCCUUCAGGGCUACAUGUAUGUUACAGAAGGGCACAUCUGCUUCUACGCCUAUCUCCCCAAGAAAGCAAGCGUUGCGAUCAAGUCUGGUUAUAUCACUAAACGCGGCCGGAAAAAUCCGAAAUAUAACCGCUACUGGUUUGUCUUAAAGGGCGAUGUCUUGUCCUAUUAUGCCGAUCCCUCCAAUCUUUACUUUCCCAGUGGCCAUGUUGAUCUUCGUUAUGGAAUUUCCGCGUCCCUCGCGGAGCCCAAAACCAAAGGGGUCGAGGUGAAAGACUUCCAGGUCACAACUGACCAGCGAACUUAUUAUUUCAGAGCCGAUAGUGCAGCCAGUGCAAAAGAGUGGGUUAAAUCCCUCCAGAAAGUCAUAUUCCGAACCCACAAUGAAGGUGAUAGCGUCAAGGUUUCAUUUCCUAUCGAGAAUGUGAUUGACUUGGAAGAAAGUCCAAUGGCUGAGUUUGCGGAAACUUUCAAAAUUCGUGUCAUCGACAGUAAUGAAACGUUUGCUAUUGAUGAGUACUAUUUCUCCUUUUUCAACUCUGGCAAGGACGCGUUCGGCUACCUCAAAAGCUUGGUGAAUUCUUCUCCUGCAAAGACAUCACCUGACGGAUCACCUUCUAAAGCGGAUCGAAAAUCCGAGUCCGGAUCUAACCCUGAAGAUCGAAAGAGCACCUCUAUGGUCAAUGACUUUUCCCCUCAGAAACGAGCUCAAGGUUCGAGGCAGAGUGCAAGCUUUGAAAAUGACCACCAAGGGUCCGGAGAAUCGUUUGCCAAUUCGGCUGAUCAAGAAACCGAGUCUUCAGCAGUUGUACAGUCCAUAACUGAAACAACUGAGUCUGCUAGCCAGAUACUCAACCGAAGUGACGUAUUCCAGUCUCCCACAAUCCAGCCAAUCCCUCGGCGCUCAUCUGAUGCGGGUGAUGCUGGCCGACGGAGAUCUGAGGAUACAGCUCGCUCUUCAUCAGCCCGGCUUGACGAGAUGCGAAGACGGGACAGCUUGGGAAUGCCAAGCCCUAGCAGAAACGCCGAAAAUGUUCGCUUCACUUCCGGAGUACCGGGUCCAAAGAUGUUUCGGCCACUUGAGCAUGCGUCCACUGUGCCUCUCGUCAAAGCCGGAGCGUACCCACUACAGCGUGCUGCAGGUAUUGCAGAGUAUCUGAAAAGCCGCUCCAAACAGAUGAGCACUCUAUUGGCAACAGAGUCGAUGGGUUAUAUCGAAAAGGUAUCUGGGAUGUGGGCUGGUGGUCAAAGACAUUACGGUGAAACAGGAGGUGUAUUGCCAGAUGACCAAACUGUUUAUACUGGAACUAAAGAAGGCGAACUCGCCCAUGACGAUCGGUUCCGCACACAUUUUGCCCUACCGUCGACAGAACGGUUGCAAGCAACGUAUUAUGCUUACCUAAAUCGUGUGAUACCUCUCUACGGCAAAAUUUAUAUCAGCCAAAGGAAGCUUUGUUUCCGCAGCUUGCUCCCUGGCACUCGAACCAAAAUGAUCCUCCCUCUUAAGGACGUUGAGAACGUGGAGAAAGAGAAAGGAUUUCGGUUUGGUUAUCAAGGUUUGGUUGUUAUUAUUCGCGGGCAUGAGGAGCUCUUUUUUGAAUUUAACACCGCCGACUCUCGCGAUGACUGUGCGGUCACAUUGCAUCAGAACCUCGAGUCGGUUAAAUUUCUUAUGGAAUCUGGCAUGCUGGCAGAAAAAGAACGUGAGGAGGUCGAAGCCGCGAAAGCUGAACACCGCAUGUUGCAAGAAGCGAGACUUGAUACCCCCGAGGAGCAUUAUUCUCGCCUUGCGUUCAAUGAGGACUCUUCGGAGAUUCAUCCAUUCUUUGAUGACCCGCGCGCAUCGAUCAUCAAUUUCAACCCAACAGAGCCUUUGAAAAUUACGUGUUUGACUAUCGGUUCUCGAGGUGACGUUCAGCCCUACAUUGCUUUGUGCAAAGGGCUUCUUGCCGAAGGUCAUAAACCAAAGAUCGCAACCCAUGCCGAAUUUGAACCCUGGAUUCGAAAACAUGGUAUCGAUUUUGCACCCGUGGAUGGAGAUCCUGCAGAAUUAAUGCGUAUUUGUGUCGAAAACGGGAUGUUCACCUACUCAUUCCUCCGCGAAGCCUCUUUGAAGUUUCGGGGUUGGAUUGAUGAUCUCCUUUCUUCAUCUUGGGCUAGUUGUCAGGGUAGUGAUGUUCUUAUUGAGUCCCCUAGUGCAAUGGCCGGUAUUCAUAUCGCAGAAGCUCUUCGAAUCCCAUAUUUCCGUGGCUUCACCAUGCCCUGGUCGAGAACUCGCGCUUAUCCGCAUGCUUUCGCGGUGCCAGAACAUCGCAUGGGCGGAGCUUACAACUAUAUCACCUAUGUAAUGUUCGACAAUAUUUUCUGGAAAGCGAUUGCAGGUCAGGUCAACCGCUGGCGGAACAAUGAGCUGGGGCUCAAGGCUACUACACUUGACAAGAUGCAACAGAACAAAGUUCCGUUCCUAUACAAUUACUCGCCUUCCGUUGUACCCCCACCGCUUGACUAUCCAGAUUGGAUUCGCAUCACAGGCUACUGGUUCUUGAAUGAGGGAUCGGACUGGUCUCCACCUCCAGAGCUUUCAGCUUUUAUUGCCCGUGCACGGGCGGAUGGCAAAAGAAUUGUCUAUAUUGGCUUCGGAUCUAUCGUGGUGUCAGAUCCAGCUGCUUUGACACGGACUGUUGUCGAGUCUGUUCAAAAAGCAGGCGUUCGCUGCAUUUUGUCCAAGGGCUGGUCAGAUCGUCUUGGGGACCCAUCCAGCACAAAAGCCGAAAUUCCUCUGCCACCAGAAAUCCACCAGAUUCAGUCUGCUCCUCACGAUUGGCUUUUCUCGCAGAUUGAUGCUGCGGCCCAUCACGGCGGCGCGGGCACUACCGGGGCGAGUCUGCGGGCUGGAGUUCCUACCAUUAUCAAGCCGUUCUUCGGCGACCAGUUCUUCUUUGGUUCUCGAGUCGAGGAUUUAGGAGUUGGAAUUUGCAUGAAGAAGCUGAAUGUCAGCGUCUUUUCCCGUUCACUCUGGGAGGCUACUCAUAGUGAACGAAUGAUUGUUAAGGCCCGUAACCUGGGAGCCCAGAUUCGAAAUGAGGACGGUGUUGCUACCGCGAUUCAGUCUCUAUACCGAGACAUGGAAUAUGCCAAGACCCUGGCACAGCAACGAUCCAUUGCCUCGUCUACUCCAUUUUCUCCAACCCCUUCCGCUAAGGCAUCUCCAGAUCAUGCCGAUGAUGAUGUUGAUGAUAUCGGCGAUUGGACCUUUGUCGACGACGAGAACGAUAUCGAGAUUCUGAAACGAAUGCGCGACCGAGCUGCCUCCGAGGCCGAGAAACUGGCCGCGGUCAAGGUCUCGUCCUUGAGAGGUGUUGAAUGA
This is a messenger RNA of Penicillium macrosclerotiorum, 4152 nucleotides long. RefSeq lists its product as uncharacterized. The coding region runs from base 1 to 4152 and encodes 1383 amino acids. Gene Ontology annotation, molecular function: UDP-glycosyltransferase activity; hexosyltransferase activity. The transcript is spliced from 3 exons. The record is from RefSeq and is a predicted model, not a curated record. Gene Ontology annotation, biological process: carbohydrate metabolic process. NCBI's taxonomy places the organism in Eukaryota, Fungi, Ascomycota, Eurotiomycetes, Eurotiales, Aspergillaceae.